CUUCAACUUAUUUCCUAAAAAUUAUUCAGAGGGGUAAUUCAGAUGUGAAUUGCUGUGUGCUGUAUGUUAACUUCAGAACAGAAAAUUCGCAAGAAGAAGCAAACCAGACCUACUUUCAGUGGGUACCAGAUUUUUGUCCUGGAGAAAGCAUUUGAACAAAACAAAUACCUGCCAUCCAUGGAGAAACAACGGCUGGCGCUCUCUCUCGGAAUGACUGACUCUCAGGUGAAGGUGUGGUUCCAGAACCGCAGGACUAAGUGGAGGAAGACAGUUGGGUCAGAAGCUGAGAGAACACGGGUCAAACCUGCUCAGGACGGGCCUCAGCUGGAUUGGGACUAUGACAAACCACUGGACCCCAAUACCGACGAUGACCGGGUUCAAAGGUUACUGCAGCGUCAUAGGAAGAUCCCCAGGUGUCCAGCCCAGCACAUGGCUACCGCAGACCAGACUGUACGUACACACUUCUCACACAGCGAAGUUGUGUGAGGUUGGUUGUGAGGGGGUGGAUGUGUGUCUGUGGGCGGAACAGAUGCAAUCUGGGAAGGGAUGCAAUCAAAGAAGACUUCUGACCAUAAGCCCUUCACAUGCAGGGAGCCAUGGAUGAGCUAAAUGAUGAUGUAAAUACCAGGCAAAACAUACACACAAUCACUCAACUCUGUAAGACUGGUUAUGGAGACUAGAUUGUGUGUGGUAUCUGGAUAGCAUGCCACAAGUGAGGACCCUCAGCACUUCUGACCUUGUAUUCUGCAAGGGUUAGACGUCUACAUUCCAAUUAAGAGUCCAUGAUUCUAAUCCAACUCACUUGUUUUUCUCACAGUCCUCUUGGUGUUCGUUGUGUUUGUGUUCCUACACAGUCCUGGCUUUGUCAAGGGAGACAUAUUGUGGCUCAGGCCAAGCACUACACUGUUCCAGCUAAUUAACAAUGUUCCUUCAUGGGCACUGAAGGGAGGAGUUUAUUUUAUUGGCCAUGGAGUUCAAAUUUCGGCAAUCUUUUGCCAG
Molecule: messenger RNA, 999 nt
Organism: Clupea harengus (Atlantic herring)
Lineage: Eukaryota; Metazoa; Chordata; Actinopteri; Clupeiformes; Clupeidae
Biological process (GO): cell differentiation; regulation of transcription by RNA polymerase II
Cellular component (GO): nucleus
Molecular function (GO): RNA polymerase II cis-regulatory region sequence-specific DNA binding; DNA-binding transcription factor activity, RNA polymerase II-specific
Source: RefSeq, a predicted model, not a curated record